UUAGCUGCAGUGUGGUUCGUGUUGCGCUUGUCUGGGUAAUAGUUUAUUCUAUGCAGCUAGCGUGGGUGCAACUCUAAGAUGAACGCAAGCUCCAUCCCGUUCAAAGUGUGCAUCCCCAGCCGAGGCCCGGCGCGCAUCGGCAUCGCUGCGUCCAGCUACGCGCAUCUCCGCCAGAUCGUCCGCUACAAGUACAAAGUGAGCGGAGAGUUUUCUCUCCAACAGGAGGACGGAACGAUCGUUUGCGACGAGGACUACUUCAGACUCUUGGAGCCCAAGACUACGCUCACUGUCAUGGAGUCUCCGCCUCCUUUCCCACCGUUGCAACAUGCUGCUUCAACGGCGGCCGCCUUGGCGGGUUACCAGCCGCUGUGCCCCAAUCACUGCUGGCCUCGUCCCUCCGUUGCGGCAGUCGCAGAGCUAUCCACCAUCAAAGGACUCACGUUCUUUCUCACCCUCCUCUACAAUAUCUUCACCCGCAGCAGCUUAGGCCCAUCUUUCACCACCCUGGUCCUGUAG
This is a messenger RNA of Geodia barretti, 516 nucleotides long. The record is from the annotation of a GenBank genome assembly. NCBI's taxonomy places the organism in Eukaryota, Metazoa, Porifera, Demospongiae, Tetractinellida, Geodiidae.